AAUCAGUUUUUGAAAUGGCUUCUUUGAGGAGCCCGUCUUCGCCGACCGACGGAUAUAAAAGGUUUAGUGAUGAUUUCGCAAACAGCAGCAUCAACAAUUACGGCUCAAACGUCACAAGUAAACGAGAAGCUAUGAUUAUUCAAUGCACAGUAGCCGCAUCUUUAAGUUGAGAUCAAUAGACGAUGGCAAAAAAGGAUUAUGACGUAGUGUACUCUCGCACGGGCUCAGAUGGCGGCGGAGACGCGAACACCCUGGACAUGGGCAGCCGGUCCUCCCUCCACACCGGCCUGCAGAUGUCCGAGGACGAGCAUUGGGAGAUGAAUUACCAUGAAGCUGCUAUUUAUUUAGAGGAAGGCCUAAACAAUGAGAAGUUCGAUUCACAUCCCUCCAGUCCUGAAGAACUGCCAGCGUACCUCCGAGUCCACAACCCUUGGUACCAUGGCUUGGAUCUCUUGGCAUCGUUGGUGUUGAUCCUACUUGCGUUCACUGAAGACCCCGCUGUUCCGGCUUUUGAAUUACCAGUAUGGGCCCACGGUACGAUAGAAUUAUUGGCGCUGUCGGUGAUAGGAAUCGAAUUGCAUCUCAAGUUGAAGUGGAUUGGAUGGGGGACCAUAUUUAAACAUAAGCGCACUAUGAUUAAGGGUAUUACACUCCUAAUAAUGGUGCUCGAAGCGGUAGUAGUACUCUGCAGACAGUCCUCCCACUUCCGAGUGACGCGGGCGCUUCGCCCCAUAUUUUUAGUGGACACAAGGCACUGUGGGGGCGUGAGACGGUUUAUAAGACAGAUAUUACAGAGUCUACCGCCCAUUUUGGAUAUGUUGGGAUUACUGAUGUUCUUCGUAGCGACGUAUUCCUUAUUGGGAUAUUACCUAUUCUCUGAACAUAUAGACAAUGGACAUUUUAAAACAUUAAGUGACUCGUUUGUCAGUAUGUUCGUACUUUUGACUACAGCCAAUUUUCCAGAUGUAAUGAUGCCGUCAUACGCGAAGUCCAAGUGGUACGCCGUGUUCUUCAUUUUAUAUAUUAUUACAGUACUUUAUGUACUCAUGAAUUUGAUGCUUGCCGUAGUAUACGAGACAUUCACACGCAUAGAGCGUGAAAAAUGCCGUGCAUUAUUGUUACAUCGGCGCGGGGCAGCGAGACGAGCGUUUCGCUUGUUAGUGUCCCGCCGCGCACCGCAUGCGGUCAAACUGAGACACUUUGCGGGGCUGCUGAGACACUACGCACCGCACUAUAGUGGUCUAGACGUGUACCUGAUGUUCAAACAACUGAACACAUCGAACACGGGUGGUUUAUCCCGCAGCGAAUUCGCGAACGUGUACGAAGUUUUCGCGCUCCGUUGGGCUGCACAAGCGGCAAGAGCGCCGUGGUAUUCGCGCUCUGUGUUCGAGCCGGUGGGGAGAUUGGCACAUGUUGUUGUAAGAUGGCCGUACUUUGAGUACUUGAUUUAUGCGUUAAUAGUUGGCAAUGGUGUAUCAAUGGUACUACGCGUGCUAGAAGCGGCGGGCGAUCUGCAGGACAGCGCGAGAUUACUCUGCGCUUCGUGGGAUACUUGGCUGUUCCUUACUCUGUUUUUACUAGAAGCGGGUCUACGCAUUAUGGCCAGUGGUUUAUCUGUAUACUUGGAGAGUGGUUGGAACGUGUUCGACUUGAGUGUGACAUUACUAGCUUUGAUGGGAGCCGUGUUGCUUACGAUUGCGCCGAAGUUGUUUAUUGUUGUUAUGUUCCGGCCGUUGAGGUUGAUGCGUCUCUACAAGUUAAAAAAACGUUACCGUGACGUAUUCGGUACAUUAGUACUCCUCUCUCCACUAAUGUCGUCAGCGGGCUGUGUUAUGUUGGUCAUGUAUUAUUUCUUCGCGAUUGUCGGUAUGGAACUGUUCGCUGGAUAUAACUUGAGGAACUGUUGUGUGAACACCACAGUAGAGGAUUUCUACAAGUACUCAGAAAACAGUUCGACUCCCCUCGGCUAUUACUACCUAAAUAACUUCGAGAACAUUCUAACGAGUGGAGUGACGUUGUUUGAAUUAACAGUUGUCAAUAAUUGGUUUAUUUUAAUGAACGCUUUCGCCACUGUUGCUGGACAGUUUAGCAGGAUCUAUUUUAUGGUAUUCUAUCUAUUCACAAUGGUGGUGUUAACGAUAGUGGUGGCCAGUGUGUUAGAGGCGUUCAGAUUCAGGAUACAGUACAAGAGGAGCACUACUAAGAGAGAUGAGGAAAAACUCCUUCACGAGGAAGUACACACGAGUUGGGAAGAAGCCCAGAGACUUGGAGCGAGUGGAGAUCUUGCAGACCAGCUGAGAACACACUUGACUCCUGGGAUGCAAGUAACAUUUAUAGGCACACGGCCGCGAACAAAAGAAGUAUUACAGAGGAGAAUGUAUCAGUCCGACAUUCAGAAAUGGCUCAGCGAGGAAGAUGAGAAUGAGGACUUACAACCAUCAACAACAGUGACAUCUUCCGAGGACCCCCUCUCCCCACCCCUCAUACAACAACCCGACGCCGACGGCGACAACCACAUAAGAGGCGGAUACCAAUUGUAGAAUUUAAUUCUAACAGCGCUCCACGAUCGCGUAUCUGUGAUUUGGAGCGCUGUCAAAAACUUAACAGACUCUGUGGUGUGAUAUUGGCGCGAAAAAAUUGUUUAUCUGUGGAAUGCCGCUAAAUUCAUAUACGAUAUGAUGGACUCUGUGGUAUGAUGUUGGCGCGAAAAAAAAUGUGGAUAGGCGCCAAAUACAUCUAUAAUCAUACAUGUGUAGACUUGGUGGUUUUAUAAUAGCGCUAAAAAAGUGUUUAUCUAUGCAAAGGCGCCAAAUACAAUCGGACUUUAUUCCUAAUUUAUGAUGUGGUAAUAGUAAAUGUCAAAAUUGGACAAGCUGUCACUGAUGGCGCCAAAAUUAUGACGAUUAAUUCUAUUUCAGAAAAAGUUGUAAAAAAUUGCGAAAUAUAAUGGUGAAAAUGUGAAAUAAUAUUUAACAGUGGCUUGUUGACGUUUAAAAAUGUAGUAUAAAGUUUAGAUUUACGAUUCAAAUCUAUAUCAAACUUCAAAUUAUUUUCUCUUCCGUUUUUUUCUUCAUUUAAUUAUGACCAGUCCACACACCACUGCCAUAAAAAUCCUCUGGCCAAAGAGAGAAAUGUAAAUUAAAAAUAAAAAAUUAAAUUAAAUUAAAAAGUAAAUCGAACAAAAUAAAUUAUUUUUAAGUAACUAUAAUAAGCGCUGUAACGGACAUGUAGGAAUAAAUUGGCAAACGCUAUAAAUUUUUAAUGAAAUAAUAACUUUGAUGAAAAUAUUAGACGUUAAAAGUGUAUAAAAUUGCAAGUGACCUUAGAUAUUGCUUAAGUGCUCUUGCGAUCUUGUUGUUAGAUUAAUCAAAAAUAACAAUAACAUUUAAUUAGAAUUAUUAAUAAUAAUUAUCAUUAGUACUGACGAACGCUUUGGCAUUCUUUUAAAAGGAUAAAGAUACCCUUAUUAAGUUGAUUUAACGAGCAUUAUUCUGACCCGAAUUAAAAACUAAUAAAAAGAAAAAAUGUGUACGUGUCCUAGUGUACACACGUAAGAAGU
Messenger RNA from Colias croceus (clouded yellow), 3559 nucleotides. Its product is annotated as two pore channel protein 1-like. Lineage: Eukaryota; Metazoa; Arthropoda; Insecta; Lepidoptera; Pieridae. The transcript has 18 exons. The record is from RefSeq and is a predicted model, not a curated record. Bases 183 to 2540 code for a protein of 785 amino acids. Gene Ontology annotation, biological process: transmembrane transport; monoatomic ion transport. Gene Ontology annotation, cellular component: lysosomal membrane; endosome membrane. Gene Ontology annotation, molecular function: monoatomic ion channel activity; voltage-gated channel activity.